Molecule: messenger RNA, 2822 nt
Organism: Polypterus senegalus (gray bichir)
Lineage: Eukaryota; Metazoa; Chordata; Cladistia; Polypteriformes; Polypteridae
Product: FYN-binding protein 1-like
Exons: 20
Coding region: 1-2469 (822 amino acids)
Biological process (GO): protein localization to plasma membrane; T cell receptor signaling pathway; integrin-mediated signaling pathway
Cellular component (GO): plasma membrane
Molecular function (GO): protein binding
Source: RefSeq, a predicted model, not a curated record
AUGAACCAGAGUAACAUGGACCAAGAGGAGCAGGCCCCCAAGGCAGAUGUGAAGGCCAUAAUGGCCAAAUUCAACAAUGCUAAUGAAGGUGUUCCUGCCAGUCAGCUCAAACUCACCCCAACUCCUUUUCCAGGGGUUGCUUCAGGUCAAGUGAAGAAAGUUGUUUCUCCAUUUCAGAAGACUGACUUCAAUCAAGGAAACACAACUCUGAACACACAGCCAAAGCCGGUGUUUGUAAAGCCGCAAGGAUCUUUGAGGCUGCAUCAGGAAGGUAAUAAUGACAAGGAUCCACCUUUUCCUAAACUGAAAGCGACCCAGAUGAAAUCUUUAGGCCAAUCAGACGAAACCAAGCCUCUAUUUCCUAAACAACCAAUAAAUAUUAAAAAUACAGAGCUAGUGAAAACUGAUGAAACAAAGCCUGCUUUUCUCAAACCAUCAACACUGAAGCCUGUGUCCAACAGCAACCUGUCAGAGAAAGAACCAAAACCAAACUUUCAAAAGACACCCUCUUCAGCUAAACCUCCUUGGGUGACCGAGAGUUCGCAGAAUGAAGACAGCGGUACAAAGACUGUUCCAAAACCCAAGCCAAAAGUGGGCUCCUUCAAGAUCAACAAAGAAACAGAAGAAGGAAGUCCUGGAACAGAUUCUCAAGUAAAGCCUUAUGGCGGCAUCACUUUAAAACCGACAGUGAAGCCCAUCGGACAAACAAUUGUGAUAGAGAAAAAAGAACAGACUGAAACAAAUGAAAACAAAGCAUCAAAUCCCCGGGAUGCUUUUCUUGCAAAACUAAAUCAAGGAGCAAGUGGAGCCACAACAGGUGCAGCACUGAAGUCACCGGUGCAUAAGCCUAAUGUCGUUAAAAAAACAUUUGGUCCAAACUUGGACAAAGAAAAUGAAAAAAACAACAGUUCAGCUCCGAAACGCAAGACGUUGCCCCAUAAAUUAGCGAUUGGAAAUCCACCUACAAAACCCAAUAGACCCCCAUUUGUUAACUUGGAGCAACAUAAAACAAACACCUCAUUUAGCAGUUUAGGAUCUAAGCCAGGAAUACCUAAACCGGGUCCUGCACCUCCUGCUGGUGCCCCUCCAACUUCCCAACCAUCUCCAGCACCACCUCUUCCGAUACUACCUCCCCGACACCCAGCCGCUGUUUCUGAAGGAGAUGAAAAUUAUGAUGAUGUUGGGGUUGGUCUUCCCCCUCCACUUCCUGCUGGAAAACCUGGAGAAGUUCCUUCGGGAGAGGGUGAACCAAUAGAUGAAGAUAUGUAUGAAGAUUUAGAGGAACGCUGGUAUUUAUUUCUUUGUCUUCUGCAUUUAUGUGAAAUCCCUGAAUACCUCAAGAGAGUUCUGUACCCAAUGAUAUUUCAACUCAAAAGCAUGAGACAAGAUAAAAAGCGAGAGAAAGAACAGAAGAAGCGACUUGAGCAGGAGAAAAAAGAACAAAAGGACAGAGAAAAGAAAGAGAAUGAAAUUAGGAAACGGUUUAAGCUGGUGGGCCCUAUUGAAGUUAUUCAUGAAGCAAAGGGUAAAGUGGACUGCAAAGGAGGAAAGAAUGAACUGUCGCUGAAGCAGGGGGAGCGCGUGGAGAUCAUUCGUGUGACAGACAACCCAGAAGGAAAGUGGCUGGGGAGGACAGCAGAUGGCUCAUAUGGUUACAUCAAAACGGAAUUAGUGGAAGUUGAUUAUGGAGCUUUAAAAAGCCAGCAGAAGAAACCCGUGCUUCCUUCUUCUCGAAUUCAAGCUGAGAAUGAUCCAGACGUCUAUGAUGAUGUUGGAGCCCAAGAUGAUGUUGACAGCAGUCAAAGAGGCAGUGGAGUCAUCUUACCACCACUACCAAAUGAAGAUGAUAUUUAUCAUGACGUGGAUAAUCCAGAGUUAAGCGUAAGUUUAGGCUCACAGGAAGAUCCAAAAUCCAACUCCUGGUCCUGGGGACUGCUGAAGAUGCUAAAGAGCAAAGAUGAAAAAAAGAAAAGCUUACCUGACAUUAAUCUGGAAAAUGUAGAAGGCAGUUUAAUACCCCCACCACCUCAGUUUGCAAAAGAUAAAACUCCUGCAGAUGAUGAAAUUUACGAUGAUGUGGAGUCAACUGAUUUUCCUCCUCCACCUCCAGAAUCAAGCCUCCCAAAGAUUAAAAAUGCUGACAAAACACCAGAUAAGGACCCCAAGAAGCAAAAGAAGUUUGAAAAAGAAGAAAAAGAAUUCAGAAAAAGAUUCAAAUAUGAAGGAGAAAUUAAGGUUUUGCACCAGGUCACUGUUAUUCCCGGACUAAACAACAAAAAAUGGGCAAAUAAGGAGUUGGCCUUGAAACCUAGUGAGGUCUUGGAUGUUAUACAAAAAGCUGUGGACAACAAAUUUAUCUGCAGGAAUGAAGAAGGAAAAUUUGGAUUUGUUUCAACAAGCAACAUCAUUACAGAGGAUUCUGACAUUUAUGAUGAUAUUGGAGAUGAUUGUAUCUACGAUAAUGACUGAAUGACUAGUAUUGUUUCCAAGAAAUUUAUUUGUAUGAACAUUCAAGAUUAAAUAUUGGCAGCAACCUCUGCAUCAGCCGUUUACAGUAUAUGACUUUAAAAAAAGCUUUAAUUGUUCAGGCAACACAUGAUAAUUUAUAAAUAUUUUGUACACCUGAAAAAAAAAAUUUUACUUUGCAUUCAUUUUGCUGCUGUUGACUGGCUUUGGUAAUCUUGUGAAAAGUAUUGAUUGCUGUCAUUUCUGACGUAUUUGCAGGCAACUUGUUUUUCAAAAGGUUUUACAAGCAAGAUUGUUUUCUUUUUUGUGAUUGCAUCUGUGGUGCAAAUAAAGUGUCUCAGAAGAGUUAAAGAGAA